GAAGCGGAAGAUAUCCAGAUGACUACAAACAAGUUAUAGACAAAUAUGGAGAUAAAAUACAUCUUCUACACAUUAACAACGUAAUGAAAAAAAGAAAAAUUAAACAAAAAGACAGAUCUGUGAAAAAGAUAAAAGCAACAAUAUUCGGCUUUGAACAAGAUGUCCAUGCACUACUGCUACAAGGCCAAUUAUCACAAGAAAUAUUUAAAAUGCUAGCAACACAUCCCAAAUAUGUUAAACCUGAUGACACACUCCAGACUGAUGAUUUAUUAUUUAAAACAGAGUUUCAAAAAAUAGAAGAACUAGAGAAAGAAAAAGCCUCACAAACACAAAGUAAGUAUGAAGCACCAGAAAUA
Racocetra persica is the source of this 356-nucleotide messenger RNA. Lineage: Eukaryota; Fungi; Glomeromycota; Glomeromycetes; Diversisporales; Gigasporaceae. The record is from the annotation of a GenBank genome assembly.